AUGGCUCUUUGGCCAUCUAUAGGAAAAUGGGGUGUCACUUGUCUGGGAAAAGGGUUCCUUGAAUUCUCUUUUUAUUUGCUGGAGGAUGUUCAACGGGUUCGAUCGGUGAGCGCUUGGAGCUUGCACCAUGGUGUACUCAAAUUAUUCCCAUGGACGAAGGACUUCACUCCGACAACUUUGAAACAGACGUCUGCGCAAGUUUGGAUUAGGAUACAUGGGCUUUCCCAAGAAUACUGGAGAUCUCGAAUCAUCUUUGCCAUUGCAAGUAGCAUUGGAACACCUAUUUGCAUUGACUCAGCCUCUAACAAAUCUUCUUUCGAAAGACCUUUCGGACACUUUGUCCUCGUGCUUGUGGAUCUGGACAUGAUGAAGGAACUGAUUUACAAAAUUUUGGUUAAAAGAAUUGGAUUCGCUUUCUUUGUGGAUGUAGAGUAUGAGAAACUUCCUGAUUACUGCAACUUCUGCUCCUGCAUUGGUCACUCUGUUGACAAUUGCAAAAGAAAAGCUUCGACUAAUGAGCAUGGAAAGGAACCGGAGAAAAGAGCACACAUUGGCAAACAAGUUUACAUGCCUAAAAAACCACUACUGUUGAGAAGCCUGGUGGUGGUGAAACUUUGGCUGCAUUGCACGUUGAGAUCCAAACUGCAAAUGUGA
Vicia villosa (hairy vetch) is the source of this 654-nucleotide messenger RNA. RefSeq lists its product as uncharacterized. The coding region runs from base 1 to 654 and encodes 217 amino acids. Lineage: Eukaryota; Viridiplantae; Streptophyta; Magnoliopsida; Fabales; Fabaceae. The record is from RefSeq and is a predicted model, not a curated record. The transcript has a single exon.